Messenger RNA from Cylindrotheca closterium, 324 nucleotides. Lineage: Eukaryota; Bacillariophyta; Bacillariophyceae; Bacillariales; Bacillariaceae. The record is from the annotation of a GenBank genome assembly.
AUGCAACAUCAACAGAGAAAAUACGAAGGUAGAACCAGUUCCGACGUUUCACUACACCAAAUCCAGCUCUUGAAAAAGAAUUAUGUGCAGCGUUCGACUAGCAUCUCCCGAAAUGGAUACAAAACAUGCUACAAGGCUAUAAUGGCGAGGCUCUAUCAUCCCCACGAGUCCUCUAACACAUACAAAGAACAUGCUGAUUUUAUAGAAUUGAAGGGUUUCAUCAAAUAUUAUCGGAAAGUUGGACGUCCUGCUGCUGCUAGCGUGCUCCAUCAUUUUCAGCAAUUUUUACCACCUGCUGCACAUUGUGAUUGGGGCUGUUCAUGA